UGUGAAGACGAUCCUCAAGAAGAGACCUAUUGCCAUGCCGUUGGCAGCGAUGCCUUAUCUAUAAAGUGCUAUCGGUGCCUCCAGAGCGGUCACCCAGCUCGACUCUGUACUGAGCCCAAGGUGGUCGAUCUACAGAAAAGAUGCUCUAAGUGCGGCAAUCCAGAGCAUCAAGAGACAGACUGCAAGGUCCCAGUCAACAGGUUAUUCUGCCAACGUUGCCUGAAGAAGGGACAUCUAGCGUAU
This is a messenger RNA of Perkinsus marinus ATCC 50983, 243 nucleotides long. RefSeq lists its product as hypothetical. The annotation marks the transcript as partial. Gene Ontology annotation, molecular function: zinc ion binding; nucleic acid binding. NCBI's taxonomy places the organism in Eukaryota, Perkinsozoa, Perkinsida, Perkinsidae. The transcript has a single exon. The record is from RefSeq and is a predicted model, not a curated record.